AUGUAUUUCCCAAUUGUAAUCGUGCUGUUCGUAGCGCUGGCCAAUGGGGAAUCGCACAGUAUAAAUCAGGAUCCAGAGGAAUGCCAUUGUUUGCCGAAGCAUCUCUGCUCUACAGGAAUCGAGGGAGAUGAUGGUAUUCCAACGCUCCGAAUUGGCGAAGACAAUGCAUGUGCAGAUUUCAUGAAAGGAUGCUGCAAGGAGUCAGCUAAAAAGUUGGUGGAAAAUCUGAAGUGUGGAAUUUCCAACCCUGAAGGAUUGGUGUACAAUCUGGAAUCGAAUCUCACGUACGCGAAAUAUGCGGAGUUUCCUUGGACUGUUGCUAUAUUGCAAAAAUCUUCCUCCUCGGACCAUUCCGAACUGACACUCGUCGGAGCAGGUACUCUCAUUCAUCCGAAGUGUGUCCUAAUGGCCGCUCAUACGUUGACUAAACCGCAUCGAUAUGUAGCUCGGUUUGGUGAGUGGAACAUGAAUUCAGAUGCGGAGAUCUAUCCAUCGCAGGAUAUUGAAAUAGAAGCACACAUCUUACACCCUGACUACUUGGAUGAAAUACCACCCAAGAAUGAUUUAGCUCUUGCCAUACUGCAAGAAACGGUCAUCUACUCGGAUCAUAUUCGACCCCUGUGUCUUCCAAGCGCACAAGACGUGUUCGUUGGAAAGCGGUGCAUUGCCACCGGAUGGGGUUUGGACAUACGAACGGAGCAGCCACCGUCCGUCAUGAAGCGGAUUGAAAUGAACGUUCAGUCACAAUACGACUGUGAGCUUUUCUUUACGAAGAUGAGGAUUUCGUUUCUACCGAAGGAUCGUUUAAUAUGUGCAAACACGAAUGAAUACCAGAACACGUGUAUGGAAGAUGGCGGUGCUCCUUUGGCAUGCCAACGGGACGAUGGGUCUUACGCGUUGGCUGGAAUAUCUUCGUGGGUUGUGUACUAUCGUUCACCGAGUUUACCGGCAGCUUAUGUCGAUGUAGCGAAGUACUCUCACUGGAUAAAGGACAUAAUCGACGAACUUGACUAA
Anopheles moucheti is the source of this 1014-nucleotide messenger RNA. Its product is annotated as inactive CLIP domain-containing serine protease A8-like. The record is from RefSeq and is a predicted model, not a curated record. Gene Ontology annotation, molecular function: serine-type endopeptidase activity. Bases 1 to 1014 code for a protein of 337 amino acids. Gene Ontology annotation, biological process: proteolysis. The transcript has 4 exons. Lineage: Eukaryota; Metazoa; Arthropoda; Insecta; Diptera; Culicidae.